AUGGGCCGAAUCGGUGACAUCUCGCCUCAAGGCAGCAUUGCCAUCGGAAUUAUUGUUGGCCUCCUGUCCACGUCGAUACAGAGUCUCGGCUUGACCCUCCAACGGAAGUCACAUAUCAUUGAAGAUGCGAAACAUAUCCCCGAGACGCGGCGACCUCCCUACAAGAGGCAGAAAUGGCGACUGGGCAUGUUCAUGUUUCUGAUCUCGAAUGUGGUCGGCAGCACCAUACAAAUCACAACACUGCCCCUGCCUGUCCUCUCUACCCUCCAAGCAUCGGGCUUGGUCUUCAACACCGCAUUCGCGACACUAUUACUCGGCGAGCGUUUCACUUAUUUCUCUCUUGUGGGCACGAUCCUCACAUGUUCUGGGGCCGCCCUCAUAGCCACGUUUGGUGCCAUUGGCGAACCGGCGCACAACCUGCAGCAGUUGCUGGAUCUUCUUCACGAACGGGACUUCAUAAUAUGGAUGGUUGUGACGAUGGUCGUGGUGGUCGCUACCAUUCUGCUUGCUCACGUCCUCAAGAUUUGGGCGUCUCACAAGCACGUCGUACAAAGUCUCCCCAAGGCUGAACGACCUCGGUCAGCGUCUACCAUUUCAGAUCGCACAGCAAUGAUGUCGCGUUCCUUCACGGCUCAGUUACCACAGCAAGUGAAAGUCAGACUGAGUCGCCUACGACUCACUCGAGGCCUUUGUUAUGCCUUGAUAUCUGGCAUUCUAUCUGCCCAUUCCCUUCUGGUUGCGAAGUCCGCCGUGGAGCUGCUCGUACGGACUAUCGUCGAUCACAAGAAUCAAUUCGGCCGCUUUCAAUCGUGGCUUAUCCUCGUCGCGCUUCUCUUUUUCGCGCUGACCCAGUUAUAUUAUCUGCACCUCGGCCUACGUCUUUGCAGCACCAGUGUACUAUACCCCUUUGUGUUUUGCGUUUACAACAUCAUAGCAAUUCUGGAUGGUUUGAUUUAUUUUCAACAAGCUUCAAGGCUCACUGCUUUGUCUGCCGGCUUCGUGGCGUUGGGCACCGUCAUACUACUCAGCGGCGUUUUGGCCUUGUCUUGGAGACUGGAUGACACUCCACCACAAGAGUCCGCUCAUCCAGUCCUCCCUCCAGCAACGCCUCUCACACCUGGGAUGGGCUUGGUGCAGUCGCCAACGGAGGAACGACCUCCACUGCUUCCCAAUGGACGUAAGCGGAGUUCUACAUCUGGUUCGAGACGUUCCACGGACGAGCAAACGCCGCUCCUGAUCGAUCGCAAACGACCACCCACUCUCUCCGGUCCAGCGCAACCGGACAGCAACAUAAGAGGUAUUUGGGCAGAACUUGACGACGAAGAAAGCCAGAGUGAUUACCUGGCAUCUUUACCUCGGACACGUUCUCCAUUUUUGGCCCACGGGACCAAAUCUCAUCGCCGUGGUGCUUCGGUUUCUUCCCAGGCCCUUACAACAAGCAGCCGACCAAGCUCGGCGGGAUCGAAAGAGCCUCGCGAGAAUGACGAGUCUGAAGAUCCUACUCCUAUAACUCAGCAUCCCGGACCCACUCACGGACCGUCCAUCAGAGCAGCUCAGGACCAACGUGGCGCGGAUGCUAUGGACGAGGCCUUCCAGUCACAGUCGCGCAACAGACAAAGGAGUACGUCUAUCCGCUUCGUGGAACAGGAAGAAAUGACCCAUGGUCACGAGUCAGGUUCCGACUCAAGGCGGGCAAGCCGGAGCCGCUUUGAUCAAGGCGCGGGGGUCAGAUGA
Capronia coronata CBS 617.96 is the source of this 1734-nucleotide messenger RNA. RefSeq lists its product as uncharacterized. Gene Ontology annotation, molecular function: magnesium ion transmembrane transporter activity. Bases 1 to 1734 code for a protein of 577 amino acids. Gene Ontology annotation, cellular component: membrane. The record is from RefSeq and is a predicted model, not a curated record. The transcript has 2 exons. Gene Ontology annotation, biological process: magnesium ion transport. Lineage: Eukaryota; Fungi; Ascomycota; Eurotiomycetes; Chaetothyriales; Herpotrichiellaceae.